Messenger RNA from Eucalyptus grandis, 636 nucleotides. Its product is annotated as protein Ycf2-like. NCBI's taxonomy places the organism in Eukaryota, Viridiplantae, Streptophyta, Magnoliopsida, Myrtales, Myrtaceae. Bases 1 to 636 code for a protein of 211 amino acids. The record is from RefSeq and is a predicted model, not a curated record. The transcript has 3 exons.
AUGGAAGAUCUCGAAGAAGAGGAGCCUGAAGAAGAAGAGUUGGAGGAAGAAUCGAAGGAUGAUUUAGAUGAUGAUCCGGAGCCGAGAACUCCUGCCAAGAGGACCAGUAGGGCUAUAACUUGGGGUAGAGUGUCGACCAGGAUUGGUACUCAAGGCAGAGAUAGGACACAGGUACAGGCUAGUGCCAGUGGAGUAGCACCACCUCCUGUUGGUGUUGGGGUAGAAGGCCCCGUUGAUUCCAAGAUAAAAGGGAUCAUGCGGGUGUUGGAAGUUAUGGGAAACAUAAUGGAUCAGCAGUUCUUCGAUGGACGAAGAGAGGGUCCCGUGCCGGAAGAGGACGUGCCACAAUUCGUUAUAGAAGAAGCUUUUGGUGAGGUCACAGCAGACCCUAAGGACGGAGCAGUAGAAGAUGCUAAGGAUCUCGUACUCAGGAGUGAGCCAGAAUCUCCUGUGUACUCGAUUGAGGACUCUAUCGAGUGUGAAGUGGAAGAAGAAGCUAUCAAGCAGGAGGAGGAACCGGAAGAGGACCAAGGGAUGGAAGAUCCCGAAGAAGAGGAGCGUGAAGAAGAAGAGUUGGAGGAAGAAUCGGAGGAUGAUUUAGAUGAUGAUCCGGAGUAUGACCCGGAUGAGGACUGA